AAAUUAUCCAAUCCAAUCCAAUUUGCUGGCAGUGGCAGCAGUGGGGUAAAGUGGGUAAAGUGGUAAAGCGGGGAAAGUGUCAAGUUCGUAGAGUGGGGCGCGAUUCCGACCGCGGUUACCCUGGGUCAGGACUUCCGCGACGCUCUUCGAUCACGACAAGCGUGGUGCGUGGUUGGGAGCCUCGGGUCGGCUCCUCUGCACGCCAUCGCAUGGCCAACUAUACGAGCGGGCCCGGUGGGCCCGUACGGCCUCCGCGAACCUUCAAGACCAGCAAAGACUCGAACGGCCUGCUGAUCUCGGUGAUCCGGUCGCUGUCGGCCAGCCAGAACAGCGCCGACCGGGACCGCGAGAAGGCCAAGCUCGAGAAGGACUUCAAGCGGAGCGACCAGAAACUGGACGACAUGGUGGCGCAAAACAAGGAAGACCUGACGAGAGCCAUGCAGGCGUUCAGCAAGAUCUCGUCGAGGAUCACCGUGUCGCGGGACAAGAUUCAGUGCAUCAAGGAGAAGCUGACCACUUGCAAAAUACUUCUGCACUGUAAGCGGGACGAACUGAAGAAGCUCUGGCUCGAGGCUGUGGAACACAAGCGCGUUCUCGAGCUUCUUGAAGAAAUCGAGUCACUGGUGGAAGUGCCCGAGAAAGUGGACGCUUUCCUGGAGAAGAGGCAGUACCUGCACGCCACACAGCUCCUGGUUUCUUCCGUGCACCUGGUGGAGGGCAGCCUGGAAGGGGUCGAGGCUCUCAAGGACGUUCGGGCGAAGCUGCUCUUCAAAAAGGAGCGGCUGCACGAGGACCUAGUGGAGGAGCUGCACCGCCAGCUGUACAUGCGUGGGGAGGCCAGGCUCCGCAGGCCCCUGCCUCCCACCCCUCAGCCUUUCCUUGGCACGCUCGGUGAGCUGUUGCGGCUGGACGAAGGGGGCGAACGCCAGGGGCCGCCCUUCCUGGCCAUUCUGGUGCACUGCCUGGCCCUGCUGCAGCGCAUUCCGGACACUCUACAGGUGAUGAAGGAGCGCUGCCAAUCGGAGCUCCUGUCGAUGGUGUGGCGGUCAAGCCAGUUCCUGGUGGACAACAACCGGCCCACGCCGGCCCUGCUGGUGGAGCUGCUGGAGCUGCUCUUUGAGCAGUUCCGCUGGGUGGUGGCGGCCCACGGGGCUGCGCUGGGCAGCAUGCAGGCACUCAUGGCCAGUCAAGGCCUGGAGUACGACGCUGCAGCCUACGGCGUCUCGGACGUCUGGUUUCAUAUGCAGUCUGUGGUGGAGUACAUUGUGGGCAAGUACCUGGAUGUGCACAACAGCAGCGGCGCCCAGCAGGUGGCCGCCCCUGCCUUGACGGACCUGGUGGCGAACAACGACCUGGCGUCGUGCUUCACUCGCCGCAGGAACGCCAAGCCCAAGAAGUUUGCCCUGUUCCGCUUCGACUGCUCCUCGCACGCCAUCAGCAUGAGCACCUACCUCAAAGAGCAGAUGGAGGAGCUCAGGGACGAGAGUGGCUACGUGGAGGUCGAUGACACGGGCCCUGGACUGGUGUGUACUCCGGCCUCGAGGAACGUGACGUACAUCUUCAAGCCACUGAUGGCCUUUGUGGGUGAGAUGGAGGCUGCCCUGGGCCUGCCCAACGGACAACACUGCCAGCUCUAUGGGCACCUGCUGCACUGGGUGGACGUGUUCCUGGCCCAUGUGAACAAUGACCUGGACAACGCCAUCGACGCAGCCACCAAAAGUUUGGAGACAUGGAAAGUGACUUCAGAACCCGAGAUUUUGAAGUCAUUGGGAGUUCUUCGGCCUUUGCUUCAGAGCACCGUGUGCGUGGACCAUAGCCUGCAGGGCCUGGAGGAACUGAUGCAGGCCCUGCCCAUGUAUGUGGAGCACUUUCUGGGCCUCGCAUGCACCAUUCUGCACAACUACAAGGAGACGAGCCAGGUGGCUUACCGAGGCAUUGUUCAGCCUGAGUCUGAGGAUAAGCGGAUCAUCAGUGCCACCUGGGCCAAGGAUGAGGACAUCAGCCGAUUCCUCAUGUCUCUGCCCAACUGGGCCAACCUGCAGCAGCCCAAGGAGAGCGACGUGCAGGAGUCGCCCGAGGAGGUGCGGCUGCGCAACAAGAAGGAGUCCGAGAUCCUGAUUGGGAACCUGGCCAGUGGCACGCUCAUCCCCCAGCACGAGAUCCUGGCAGAUGUGGCCCAGCUGCGUGUGCUUGCACAACUGCACGAGAGCCUGGAAUGGCUGAGCGGGCGUGUGCAGCGUGUGGCGGCCUCCCGACCCCAGGACACGGCGGCACAGGCACUGGGCGAGCUGGCCAGGGACUUCCAGGACGUAGCAGACACCUGCCUGCUUGUGCUGCACCUCGAGGUGCGCGUCCACUGCUUCUACUACCUGCUGCCCGUCACGAUACAGGGCAACUUUGCCAGUGGAGUGGACAGCCAGGAACCCGACCCCGAGGUGAUAAAGCUCACCAAGGACCUGUCAAGCAUGGACGAGGCCAUGACCGCCUGCCUGCAACAGAGGAAGCACAGGUACAUCUUUGAGGGUCUGGGCCACCUCAUUGCCUCCAUUCUGAUCAACAGCGCAUCGAGCAUCCAGAAGGUGAACGAGAAUGGCAUCAAGAAGGUGUGCAGAAACAUCUUUGCAAUGCAGCAGAACCUGACGAGCAUCACAAUGAACCGGGAAGUGGCCCUGGACUAUGCCCGGCAGUACUUUGAGCUGCUCUACCACUCACCCGAGGACGUGCUGAACCUGAUAGUGGAGCACGGGUGCCAGUUCCAGGAAGCGGAGUACCGCAAUGUGCUGGUGCUGCUGCACCGCAGCCUGCCCAGUGGCCUACGCAGCCCCGAAGCGCUGGAGGCCCUCCUGGCACGCCUCCGAGACAUCCUCAACGAGGUGGCCGUUGCCAUCUGAGCGAGCACAACCUGCAACUGCACUGUAGCGCCGCUCGCGCAGGCUCAGUCCCAGCACUGGUGUCGCCUGCCUCAGUUGGUGGGAUAACCGGUGAUUUGGUUAGCCCAGCAGUUGGUGGGAUAACAAAAUCCUUCCAUUACUUUGAUGGUGCCUGACUCUCAAAGCAGAAAUUCAGUUUAUGGGGCGUCGGAUAAGUGGGAUGUGCAUAAAAACACCGUGGCGUGCAAGACUUUACUGUGCUAAAGAGUGUGCCUUUAAUUGUGUAAAGCUGGCCACAAGAGGCUUCCAAUGGCCCUUGCACUGGGAUUUAAUAAAUGUGGACUCCAUGUG
Molecule: messenger RNA, 3221 nt
Organism: Ixodes scapularis (black-legged tick)
Lineage: Eukaryota; Metazoa; Arthropoda; Arachnida; Ixodida; Ixodidae
Gene: Sec8
Product: exocyst complex component 4
Exons: 26
Coding region: 210-2891 (893 amino acids)
Biological process (GO): chemical synaptic transmission; Golgi to plasma membrane transport; exocytosis
Cellular component (GO): growth cone membrane; exocyst; synapse
Source: RefSeq, a predicted model, not a curated record